GUAGAUCAGGGGCAGACUGACCAUUUGGAAACUCGGGCACUGCCCGAGGGCCCAAGGUCAGUAGGGGGCCCCAUGAGAUGCCCCUGGUACCUUUUUCAUAGGCUUUUUUGAGUUUGGGCAAGGACACAGGGGCCCCAUGAUCCCCUAUUGCCCAGGGGCCUCAUGAGUUGUCAGUCCACCCCUGCUGUAGCUAGAUUCUGUGCCUAGGGACUGUGUGCAGUUCUCAGUUCUACAAAAGCAGCAAGUCCUAGACAUUCUUCAGCAAGU
Molecule: messenger RNA, 267 nt
Organism: Staurois parvus
Lineage: Eukaryota; Metazoa; Chordata; Amphibia; Anura; Ranidae
Source: the annotation of a GenBank genome assembly